This is a messenger RNA of Propithecus coquereli (Coquerel's sifaka), 852 nucleotides long. RefSeq names its product acetylserotonin O-methyltransferase (gene ASMT). The coding region runs from base 1 to 852 and encodes 283 amino acids. Gene Ontology annotation, molecular function: acetylserotonin O-methyltransferase activity. The record is from RefSeq and is a predicted model, not a curated record. Gene Ontology annotation, biological process: melatonin biosynthetic process; methylation. The transcript is spliced from 8 exons. NCBI's taxonomy places the organism in Eukaryota, Metazoa, Chordata, Mammalia, Primates, Indriidae.
AUGGCUUCACCCCAGGACCACGCCUACCACCUCCUGAACGAGUACUCGAACGGCUUCAUGGUGUCCCAGGUCCUGUUCGCCGCCUGUGAGCUGGGCGUGUUUGACCUCCUCGCCGAGGCCCCGGAGCCCCUGGAUUCCGCUGCGGUUGUCGCGCGUCUGGGCACCAGCUCCCACGGGACAGAGCUGCUGCUGGAUACCUGUGCCUCCCUGAAGCUGCUUAAGGUAGAAGUGAGAGGAGGAAAAGCGUUCUAUCAAAACACAGAGCUCUCCAGCACCUACCUGUCCAGGGGCAGCCCCGUGUCUCAGCGCAACAUGCUGCUCUACACGGCCAGGACGACCUACCGGUGCUGGGGCCACCUGGCCGAGGCCGUGAGAGAAGGGAAGAACCAGUACCUGCAGGCAUUUGGCGUUCCCUCCGAAGAGCUCUUCAGCGCCAUCUACAGGUCGGAGGGGGAGCGGCUGCGGUUCACGCGGGGCCUGCAGGAGGUCUGGAGCGUCUGCGGGCGCAGCGUGCUGGCGGCCUUCGACCUGUCCCAGUUCCCUCUCAUCUGCGACCUCGGGGGAGGUGGCGGGGCUCUGGCCAGGGAGUGCGUUUCUCUGUACCCCGCGUGCAAGGUCACCGUGUUCGACACUCCGCAAGUGGUCCGGUUGGCAAAGGAGCACUGCUCGCUCCUAGAGGAAGGACGGCUCGGCUUCUGCGAAGGAGAUUUCUUUAAAGACCCCCUUCCGGAGGCGGAUCUGUACAUCCUGGCCAGGAUCCUCCAUGACUGGACGGACGACAAGUGCUCAGGCCUGCUGCAGAGAAUCCGGCGCACCUGCAAGCCAGCAGAGCAUGUGGUGGCCCUCACCUGA